AUGCGCCCGACCGAGCUCCUCGCGGCCCUCGCGGCCCUCUCGCCGCUCUUCCUCUCCGCCUCAGCCUCGUCCCCGACCGCGCACGAGUCGUUCUCGCCCGUGCGCCUCGAGCGCCGCAUCAGCCCCGUGGGUACCGUCGCUGUGUCGUCGUGCGGCUUGAGCAAGUCGAAGCACCAGCUGUACCUCAACCCGCUCAAGGGAACGUGCGUCGCGCACUGCCCUUUCGGCCACUACGGCACCAAGACGUGCAUCAAGUGCUCGAGCGCGUUCAACUCGGCCGUCAAGACGUGCGACAAAGAUGGCGCAAAGAGCUGCAACACGUCCAAGAAUGGCGUGCCGUUCGUGCUGCAGGACAGGCAGUGUGUCUGCCCGCUCGGCACGACGCUUUCAGCUGGUUCGUGCAACACGGUGCCGGUCGUCGUGCCGGGCCAGACGACGACGACCACGACUGCGGCGACUACCACCACGACCUCGCACACCUGCACGGCGACCUCAACGGGCGCUACUAGCCCUGCUCCCUCGCCGACAACGCCGCCUGCGCACGACGGCUCGACCUCAAGCUCGUCGAGCGACGCCGAGACGAUCACGGUCACGCUCGACGACGGCGACACCAUCACCGGGACGACGCCCGACACGCCGACGCCCGUCGAAGAGCCCUCGACGCCGACCGCCGACUCGUCCUCGUCCACCUCAUCCUCGAGCAGCUCUACAACUAUCACGACGACAACGACCAGCAUGACAACCUCCUCUUCCGCCGCCGCCGCGCCGACCCCGACCGUGCGGCUGGUGCCCGGCUGGUCGUACCAGGGCUGCUGGCGCGACCUCGCCUUUGACGGGCACGUCCUCCCGAACGACCUGACGAGCAAGGCGGCUUUUACGCCCGGGUCGUGUCUCGCUGCUUGCGCCACAGCCGGCUACGCGAUCUGCGGCCUCGAGUACAAGGGCGAGUGCUGGGGCGCUCCCGGCGUACCUCGCUGGACUGAGCCGGUCGACCACUGCAACCUCGCGUGCAAGAAUGACCCGACGGCGAUCUGCGGCGGAAGUGCCGCCCUGACGGCCUACGUGUCCGAGUCGAUCCCGUGGGUGGAGCCCGUCAGCAACGAGCAGCUUGCGAGCUAUGGCGACUACACGUACCAGGGCUGCUACGCCGACCUCGUCGUCAACCGUCAGCGCGUCCUCCCUCGCCAGCACACCAACGCCGAGGGCCGUGUCGAGUCGUGCCUCGACUUCUGCGCGUCCAAGGGCGCCUCGUACUGCGGCCUCGAGUACUACGGCGAGUGCUUCUACGCGCUAGCGGGCGAGUCGCUCUCGGUCGCGUCGACACCCGUCGACGAGUCGCUGUGCAGGUUCAGCUGCAGGGGCGCGCCUUCCGAGGACUGCGGCGGCAAGGCGAGCUUGUCGCUGUGGAAGAUGGCCGACAGGGCUCCUCCCGUCGCGACGGUCACCGACUGA
Molecule: messenger RNA, 1452 nt
Organism: Rhodotorula graminis WP1
Lineage: Eukaryota; Fungi; Basidiomycota; Microbotryomycetes; Sporidiobolales; Sporidiobolaceae
Exons: 12
Coding region: 1-1452 (483 amino acids)
Cellular component (GO): plasma membrane
Source: RefSeq, a predicted model, not a curated record